Messenger RNA from Hyaloscypha bicolor E, 1599 nucleotides. RefSeq lists its product as uncharacterized. Bases 78 to 1403 code for a protein of 441 amino acids. The record is from RefSeq and is a predicted model, not a curated record. NCBI's taxonomy places the organism in Eukaryota, Fungi, Ascomycota, Leotiomycetes, Helotiales, Hyaloscyphaceae. The transcript is spliced from 2 exons.
AGAGAUUCCCGUGCACCAAAACUCGAUACCUUCCCAAAGCCGCCGUAUGGGAAUAUCUCUCUCUAACUCUUUCAACAAUGGAUCCUUUGAGAGUUAGUACCUCGGCGUUGACUGAUAUUAUCGCGGCCACCAGUACGUCGGUGAAGGCCCUCCAUGAGACAGUGAAACGCUACAAGGGUCGCGACAAAACGUUAGGUAGACUACAAGGUGGUCUCCUGGAUCUUAUUGCGAUUUUGAACUCGCUGGAAGCGGCCGCUAGUGGUGAAACCCCGGAUUUGACGCUUUUGAAGGGCCCUGUUGGUCGAUGCGCCCAGGUGUGUCGCGAGUUCGAAGGCGCUAUGAAAAUAUUUAGCGGAAAGUCGAAAACGGGCUUAAAAGACUGGACAAAGAUGGAGUUCAUGAGAGGUGACAUCAGCGAAUUCAUUGAUACUCUAACGGACUACAAGUCGACAAUCACUAUUGGCCUGGGUUAUAUCACUAUGCAUGCUUCUAGACUUACUCAACAGGUUAUCGAAGAGUAUAAUGAGAUGAUCAAAGACACGGCUUACAAUCUCGAGAUGCGCCUUCAACGCAUCGAUGAGAAAAUAACAAGCGUUGCUGCGGAUCGUCCAACUCUCUUAGAGGAUUCAAGCAUAGAUCUGCAGGACGAGAAAGCAGUGACAGUACAGUGUCUCCGCAUCUGUGAACGUGCGAGCUCUUAUAUCAAGUUAUUACAAGAUGAGCAACCGGCGUUGCAAAGAGAAUCACCUCCGCUGGGUGGUGGAUAUGUGUUGAACCAGUUUGAAGCGCAGCUUUUGACACAAAAAUCGCUGAACGAGAACCGAGACAAUCUGCUAGAGACGAUCGGUCGCCUUCGGGAACGCCUUGACUCUAUAGCCUUCAAUAGGGGCCCUGACGGCGACAGCGAGACGUUGCGGUUGCAGGAAGAGGUCAACUUCUCGAAGCAGUGUUUGGAAGUGUGCAAACAGGCCUCCAGCCAAGUGUCUACCCAAAAGAUACACAUCAUUGGAGAGGUCAUUGCCGACGAAGACUGCGAUCAAGUAGUGGUAACAACUCUUGCGGAUCUCUUCAACGUCGGAAAGGUGAAGGCCAUGAGCGGGUCGGCGCAACUGGUCGGUUCAAUGACGGCCGAUGUGCUUCGGGAUAUGUCCAAGGAUCGCUACAACAGCCGGUUCGGUGCUGUAUAUGACAGCCUUGAGAAAGCACAAUUGGGCACCGCUACCGCGUCGCCAUCCACUUUCGAAACUCGAAAGGCCGACAGAUCUCUUAUGAAGUCAAAUCAGGCUAAGGAAGAUGGAAAAUUGGCAGGUCCAGAAAUAACAUACGACAAACCAUCCUCUAAUGAGGUGAGAAGACGGAGGGCUGAGGGUGAAGAUGGGACAAAGAAGUCUAGCCAUGAAUAGAGAAACUUUAACGCCAUUUCGACAGGAGCACUGAAUUUUAAGCAUUAGAUAGCUAUAAUUACUAAGAAGUAUCCAUUUGAUUUUACUACUCUCUCACUACAUAUGCGGGAAUAGUCUGCUUCCCCAUCUGAUAAUGUAAUUAAAAAAUGAUUCAUUUCUUCUAAUAUAAAGCUCCGGCACUUAUUGAGAAAGAGAC